Molecule: messenger RNA, 330 nt
Organism: Letharia columbiana
Lineage: Eukaryota; Fungi; Ascomycota; Lecanoromycetes; Lecanorales; Parmeliaceae
Exons: 2
Coding region: 1-330 (109 amino acids)
Source: RefSeq, a predicted model, not a curated record
AUGUCUUCAGCAGACGACAAGUACGAGCAGCAGAACGAUAUGACUGGUGGCGACGUCCCCCAAGGCGACUCCGUGGACAACGACUACAAAAGCCGCACGGGCCAGCACCAUAUUCCCGUCCAAAGUGACGAGGCACCCGUAUCUGACCCCAUUGAUCCUGCCACUGCCGAUUCCGAUGAGACUUUGGCCAAGGAUGACAGCGAUGCCAUUGACCAGAGCAACAUCAUCGGCGGGCGCACUCGAGGUGCGAAGCCCAGUGGAGGCUACACUGAGCCGGGCGAUGAGGAGGGUUUGCCUGGAGCGGAGGAUGGAACUUCGUCGACUCGCUAG